Messenger RNA from Procambarus clarkii (red swamp crayfish), 3283 nucleotides. RefSeq names its product RNA polymerase III subunit E. The record is from RefSeq and is a predicted model, not a curated record. Gene Ontology annotation, biological process: tRNA transcription by RNA polymerase III. Gene Ontology annotation, cellular component: nucleus; RNA polymerase III complex. Lineage: Eukaryota; Metazoa; Arthropoda; Malacostraca; Decapoda; Cambaridae.
GGCAUCAGUGGAGGCGGCGGGUGUAGGUAAACAAGAGCUCCGGUCCCUGAGCACGUGUACACCUGCACCUUCACGCACGCCACACCUGCCCUCCACCACACCUGCCCUACACCACACCCGUCGUGGCCAGGUGAAGAGUGGCACUGGUCGUGGUGACGACUACACGCCGGGAGUGAGGCGACCAGUGGUGGACACCUCGGCUCUACACUCAUCAUGAGGGCUGAUGAACCUGACAGUGAUCCUGUUGUUGCUGAGAUUCCAGUAUACCUGGCCAAGACCCUGGCUGAGCAGCUGUAUGUGUUGCAGUAUCCCGUGAGGCCUCACUCUCACAACUAUGACGAGUCGACUAUCCUUAAGACAAGUAUUCGGCCCCAAAGUGGUCAGGUGGAGAUGGAGUUGGGGUUACGAACUAGAGGACCGACGUACGACAAAAGUAAGGGCGAGCAGAUAGCUCUUAAUGUUGAUGGACCAUUCAGAGACAAACGUGAUACUGAAGAUAAUUUCUACAAGAGCAAUGUUAUGGACAAAUUAGUUUUAACUUCAACCAAAGCUCUAAGUGAUGUUAGUCGCUAUGCAGUUGGUGUUGUCCGCGAUUCCAGUCUUCAUUUAACACCUAUAGCAUCUGUCCUAGCCCUUCGACCAUCAUUCUCAUACCUGGAUUUAGCAGACAAACGAGGACGGCAAGAACGGAAGGACACGACUGGAGAGGGUGAAGAUUCUGACGAUGAGGAAAAAGCCACGAAAGUGACUGUGCGAUUUGAGAAGCCAGAUACGAUGAAGACUCGCAAAGCAAAGGAAAAGAGCUAUGGGUUUCUCCUUCGUCAGAUACGCGAUGAACCCUGGAUUGAAGUGGCUUAUAACAAAUCUGGCAGCGAGCGCAGUGAAUUUGAGCUGCGAAAAUUGUACUGCAUGUAUGAAGACGAGCACGUGGACCAGUUCAGCUUAGGCUCGGCGGAAUACCUAAGCCAGUUAGUGCCGCCCACAGAGGAAGUACAAUUAGCGACACCGGGACUUCCAGCACACCUCUUGUCACGCUCUGCUCUUACGGCUCUUCCCUUGCAUGACCGUGUCAAGACUGUCAUGAUUAAUGCUUGUGUUGCAUCGUUUGGUGAGCUGCUGGGAGUGUUUGGCUAUGGCAACAGCGUUGAGUCAGCACUGUCUGUGCUGAAGGUGCUGCAGCAAGUUGCUGUGCUUGUCCAAGGCAAUUGGGUUGUUAAAUCAGACAUACUUUAUCCGAAGGACAGCAGAUCGGAGUCUGGGGUGCCUAAUGAACUUAUUCAACGAGGAAGAGAUUAUGUGUUAUACCUCUUCACGAAAAGCACGAGUGUUGUACGUGCUGAAGUUGCCGAUGUUGUGGGACUGCCAGCCAGUGAUUUGAAAGACAUAUUGUGUGGGGUGUCCCGGUGCCGGGGGUCUCGGACAACAUGGGAGUUUCUCCUUCCUACAGACAGUACCUUCAUGAAGAAGUAUCCUGAUGUUGUUCAAAGACAGCAGAUGAUUUGGCAGUCCAGAAGUGAGCAGCUGUCUCAUAUUUUUAAGGAUAAGCAAGUUAAAAAGGAUGAUCUAAACAAAGCUGGCCCCUCAACUGCCAGCAAAAAACCACGCGUCGUGCGUAUCAAAUCGGAACCGAGCGAUGAUGUAGCAGAACCACAACCACAGCCAGCAAAACAACGUCGAGGCAACAGAGAAACAAGAUGAUGUGUCAUGGGUGUAGAUGCUGCCAGAUUUAGGCCGAAUAACAUUAUCUGCUUGUGAUUAGAGAACUACGGUAUGCUCGAUGAUAUCACACAAACAUGAUGUAUCAAUGAGGAAAUCGGAAAAUCAGUUGCAUUACCUGCGUGAUACCUGCUUGAUGGGGUUCUGGGAGUAGUUCUACUCCCCAAGGCCAGGCUUGAUUUGUGAGAGUUUGGUCCAUCAGGCUGUUGCUUGGAGCGGCUCGCAGGCCCAGGCAUUGCUUUUGACUGCCGUGGCGUUGUGGGGAAGGGUGCUAACGUUGGAGUCCCAAGUGAGGGGUUUGAAUCCUCCUCAUGGCUCCUACUGAUUAACUCUUCAGUAUGUUAAUGACUUGGGGUUUAUGCAUUCCUUUCAGUAUUUAUAUUCUGUACUGUGUACUAUCUAUAAAAAAGCACCAAGGGCAGAUGAAUGUGAUCUAUUAAAAUAAGUUUUUUCUCUAGGCAAAUUGAUCUAAAGCAGAGCAAUAAUGGCAUAUUGAGAAUAUAAAAAUCACAAAGUUGUAAGUCCCAGUAAGCUGGUAAUUAAUGUUAAAGGAAGCUUUGUUCUCUAGACUCUUCUAAGCCUAAAAAAUCCUGUUGCUCCAAGGCCUAAUCAAUCGGCUUCCUGGAUUGAUCUUGUGUUAGAAUAGUUAAUACAGAAUCUGAAUAUGAUGUGAAUGUAAGCUCUUAACAUUUGUAUGUUGUGUGUGCCAUUUUUAUACCAGGUACUGAGCUAUUCCUGGUCUUGAAGCUCUGGGCCAAAGAUCUCUGAACAUUGUUCCUUAACUCUGUUGUGUGUAAUAUUUAGAAAUUACAACAGUAAUGUAACAUUAGUAUUGGUACACGUGACUUGUUAAAUGAAGGAGUUUGCACUGAGAGAUAUUCGUUGUACAAGUUGAUGUUGUUCCUCGAGUGUUGUAAUAUGUUGUAUAUUCUUUGAAGAACUGAAAUAUCCACAACUACUAAUUCAGGAUUAAAAAUGUCUCCUAUAGUAGCUCGGGUUUCAACAUUUCAUUGGGGUGAGCCUUGAAGGCAUUAACGGUGCUACAGUCUUCCCGGCUUGGCACCUUCAAGCACAAUGAAGGUGCCAGGGUUCUUUUGAUAAAUGUUUGCUUGCUUCAAGGCACUAAUUACAAGCAAAUUUAGUGGUUAUGAGCUACCCCUAAAUAAGUGUCGACUCGUAAGCUUUUGCGUUUCCUCUCGACAAAAGUACACACAGUAUUUUGGUUCCACAUACCCCACAAUUUAACGUCAUCCAUGGAAGUAGCUGUAAAACAUACCAAUAAUUUUGCUAAUGGAUAUUACCCUUCAAUAGAUGACCUGUAUAUUAUGUUAGACGGGUAAACUUAAUAGAUUUUUUUUUAUUUGAUAGGCAGUAUUCACAGUGCAUGUUAUCAAGGUUAAACAUGAUGGUUCAAAGGAAGAGCAGUCACAACUCUGUUUUUGAGUACAGUAUUUAUAAUAAACUAAAAUUACAAUUAAAACAUUCAGGUGCAGUAUAAUUGUCAAUUUGUUUUUGCCUCAUUCAAAUGUUGUACAUUAUCAAUCUUCAAUAAAACACAUGGAGAGCA